AUGACUGAAGAUAUAGAGAAUAACAUAUUCACAACUUUACCUUCAGGCGAAAUGUACUAUCGAUCAUAUAUGCACAGAGAAAAUUUACAGUUCGUUGCUUCAAGUCAAACGUACCAAUUCUUUAUUACGAUGAGUGUUGAUGGCUUCAUUAAAUUUUGGCAUGCAGAUAAAACCGAAAUCGAAUUUGUUAAACAAAUACAACCACAUGAAGGUCAAUUUUGUUCGUUUUCUGUGAGUGAAGAUGAUGAAUUUAUAGCAAUUGGAACAAACAGUGGGAAAAUCAUCAUAUGCAGAAUUCAGUCAUUCGAGAUGCUUACAAAAGUAGAUUUUGGAGUUCGCACAGAAGUAAAUUUAUGUUAUAUUAAAGAUAAAUCUGCCUUAAAUCAAUACUUAGCAGUUAGUUUAGGAAAUGAAAAAUCAAUUAAAAUCGUAGAUCCAUUCAAAGAAGAUCUAGAAACGCAAAUUAUUCGUGAAUUUACUUUAAAUUCUUCUCCAAUUACAUCAAUGUGCUUUUCAUUUGAGAAAGAAAUUGGCCUUUCUGUUGACAAAAAAGGUAUGAUUACAUUUUGGGAUAUAUACGGUAAAUGUCCUGAUUUUGGAUAUACUUUAUUCCAAUCUAACUUUAUGGAAUUAAUGAGUAUCAAAGGAAAUGGUAAUAAAGUCGUAUCUUCAGCAUUUUCUAAUAAUGGCCGCUAUUUCAUAGUCUGUUGUUCAGAUUGGACAAUUCGUGAAUUUGAUAUCGAAACUGGUAAGAUUGUCCGCAGAUUUAGUGAUGAAUUAGAUGGUUCUAAGACUUAUGGAUUAGACACAGAUAUGUAUAACUCAAGAGUUAACCUUGAAAAACAAUGUCGAGAAAAUAAUUCUUAUUUUAGUGCAAUGUUUGAUAGAACUGAUAGUAUUUUAAUAAUUCCUUCCGCAUUUGGUAUCAAAUUCUAUGAUUCCCAAACAGGAACAUUACUUCGAAUUAUUGGUCGAGUUGAAAUGCAAGAAAGAUUUAAUUCUUUAGCAUUUCUGAAGUCAGAUGUUCCAAUGUUGUUAGCAUCAGCAUUCAACAAACAAAGAUUCUACUUAUUUACCAAUGAAAACGGAAAAUCCGGAAAACGUGACGCUUUCAACGAAAAAGUCACCGAAGAAGUUGUUAAAGCAGUCACGAAAGUACCACGUGUAUUGGCAUCAUCAUUACCACGCGUUGCGACUUUGCAUACAAUGAUGGGAGACAUUAAAUUCGAGAUGUUUCCUGAAGAAUGUCCUUUGACAGUUGAAAACUUCGUGACUCACUCGAAGCGAGGAUAUUACGACAACACAAGAAUCUUUCGUGUCGAAAGAGACUUCUGCAUACAGAUGGGAGAUCCAACUGGCUCUGGUAUAGGUGGAGAAUCUAUCUGGGGAGGUUAUUUCGAUGACGAAAACUUGGAUAAUGUAAUUAAUAAUUUUUCAGAAGCAUGGAUGGUUGGUAUGGCCAACGAAGGUAAGAAUACGAACGGAUCACAGUUCUUUAUAACUACUAACCCUGCUCCAUCAUUAAAUGGAAAGCAUACUUGUUGGGGAAGACUCGUUUCAGGGAAAGAAACGAUUCAAAAAAUCAUGACUGUCGAAAUUGAUAAAUACAAGCAUCCAUUAGAUCCUAUUCUCAUUGUCAAUAUAACAUUUAGCAACAACUUGUAA
This is a messenger RNA of Trichomonas vaginalis G3, 1665 nucleotides long. Its product is annotated as peptidyl-prolyl cis-trans isomerase protein. The coding region runs from base 1 to 1665 and encodes 554 amino acids. Gene Ontology annotation, molecular function: peptidyl-prolyl cis-trans isomerase activity; protein binding. Gene Ontology annotation, biological process: protein peptidyl-prolyl isomerization. NCBI's taxonomy places the organism in Eukaryota, Parabasalia, Trichomonadida, Trichomonadidae. The record is from RefSeq and is a predicted model, not a curated record. The transcript has a single exon.